This is a messenger RNA of Aspergillus ibericus CBS 121593, 629 nucleotides long. RefSeq lists its product as uncharacterized. NCBI's taxonomy places the organism in Eukaryota, Fungi, Ascomycota, Eurotiomycetes, Eurotiales, Aspergillaceae. The record is from RefSeq and is a predicted model, not a curated record. The transcript has a single exon. Bases 108 to 422 code for a protein of 104 amino acids.
UGGCACCUGAGACGUUGUUCGCCUUUAACUUGGAUCAGCUGAUGGACACCAUGGCCAUCUGACUCAAUGCACGCAAGGCCUGGGACGUCGAAUCCUUUACAAUCAAUAUGAUGACCACGUGCCCCGAGAGCGGCAAAGAUCCCGGGGGAUGGCAUAUGCGAUUGAGCAACUCGGCCCUGACCGGCCGUGCGCUUCCAUAUUCAGCGCCUGGAAAUCCGUCGCCUAUCUCAGCUGAUCUGACCAUCUACGUCACCCGCACGCAGCUUAACGAGCUCGUGAGUAGCGUGCGGAAGUCUCUCGAAGGUCUCGAAACCACUGGCGAUCGUGAGGUUUGGCAGCAGCUAAGACAGUUGCUGACCACGCCUAACUCAUCGUUCAAUAUCGUGACACCUCUCGAGUAUGAUUCUGACUCGGAUCAGUAAAGUAUCAUCUGAGAAUAGUAUCUGUCAAUUGCCCUCAACCUGUCAUAUAGUAAUAUCUUUGGUUGGGUUGUCUUUAUUCUCAAAGAUGGGACGGAAUUAAAACCAACUGCUUUUCUCCAUUCUGUUUGGACUUAAAGAAAGCAAUCCCUACAAACACUCUCAACAUCAACCCCACAGAUCCGGAUUAUCUGUACUGUCUCCUUUUGG